ACAAACGAAUGGGCGUGGAAAAUGCCAUUUUAGCCUGAAAGGGUGUAAUUCUAUUCAUCUUCGUGUUUUAUUUUUUUCCUUAAAAUAUCAAAGUUAUACAUAUUGUUUCCAAAUGUAGAAAAAUAUGUAUAUAUAUUUUUUUACGCCGGAAAGGGUAAAAAAGACAAAAAUAACUUAUGGGCGGAUGGCACGUUCCAUUAUCACUUCCUGGUUUACGAGGAUGCUUGGUUGAGAGCACAGACUAGUGACAGCGAACGUAAUAAGCAUGUUUGGGGCGUAGAGCAAAGUUCCACUUGAAAUAAAUCUGACAGCUGGAUGGGAGGGCGUGAUGUGUAUUUUAUGAUUAAAUAGUCCUUUGUCAAGUCACUCCUGCGCUCAUGAAUUUGCUUCGCUGCACACUUCGCCCGCAGAGUGGGUGAACACCUUAACAUUCCGAAGACCUGCAUCAUCUUCGCCCACCUCCAAGUCUGUCAGCUGCCUCCUCACGUGCAGUCGCUAGAAGACAGGGCACUGCAGCCCCGAAGAAAGCCGCUGGGUAAUGAUCAAACUCGGUGCACACGACUCGUCAGGCUCCGCAGACGAAGUACAAAGUUUGUUGGUCUGAUGCUUUUCGCGUGUUCGACAGCCACGACUGUUUUCAAGCCUCCUCAUUACCACCCUGAUGUUUUAUUCGGAAGUUUUUUGCACACCAGCGCCCUUUAAAUGCCGUUGUACUUUCCUCCAGAGCCGCCGCCUGUGAGCGCGAGCAGUCGGAAUGUCAGUGAGCAGAGCCUGGCGACGGGUGAAGGGGCUUCUCUCCAAACAGGACAGUGCCCAGCGCUUCGACGACACUGCCUUUGAUUUCUCUGACGAGGUGCUGGACGACGACUUCCCAAAGUUCAACUCGCUCAAGGUGGUGGUGUCAGAUGAAUCAAGCGGAGGACCAUCGGGAAGAUCCAGGUUUCCCCCAGCAAGGGAUGGCGGUGAAGACGACGACGAUGACGAUUCAAUGCUGGCGUCGUCCCCGAACCACGCCACUGCGGGAGUUCGACUGGACCACUGCGAAGGGUGCAGUAAAAGAAAGGAACUGUCCCGGCAAAGUAAAGUUAAGAAAAAACUCGCCUUGGCGGCCCUUCUGUAUUUCCUCUUUAUGACAGGUGAACUUAUAGGUGGUUAUGUCGCCAAUAGCCUAGCCAUAAUGACUGAUGCACUUCAUAUGCUAACGGAUCUCAUCGGUAUUGUUGUGUCCCUGCUUGCACUGUGGCUGUCUGGAAAACCACCCACAAAAAGGUUUACCUUUGGAUUCCAUCGUCUCGAGGUUAUUUCGGCAGCAAUCAGUGUUUUGCUAAUAUACAUACUUACAGCAGUACUACUUUAUGAAGCUGUUCAGAGAACUAUGCAUCAGGAUUUCACUAUAGAUGGAGAUAUUAUGCUCAUAACAGCAGCUGUUGGGGUUGCAGUGAACAUAAUAAUGGGAUUCAUGUUGAAUCAGUCUGGUUAUCUCCACUCUCAUUCUCAUGGACCAGUUGAGCCUCAGCGCAACAGUGAACAACGACACAGUCACUCUCAGACGAACAGCAGUCUGGCAGUACGGGCUGCCUUUAUACAUGCUUUGGGUGACUUAGUUCAAAGUAUAGGUAUUCUGAUUGCUGCUUAUAUCAUCCGCUUUAAGCCUGAAUACAAGAUUGCUGAUCCUAUCUGCACAUAUGUAUUUUCUUUUCUGGUGCUAUUCACUACAAUCCGUAUUAUGUGGGAUGCUGGUAUUAUUGUACUAGAAGGUGUUCCAAGACAUUUGGAUGUAUCUCACAUUAAAGAAGACCUCCUAAAAUUAGAGGAUGUGCACUCGGUGGAGGAUCUAAACGUUUGGGCUUUGACAUCUGGAAAAAUUGCUGCAGUUGUUCAUUUACAGCUUGGUAAGCAGAAUUUAAAGAGUUCCAGAAAGUUCCACAAAAUGGGAAGAAGUUCAGGCAAAAGCAAGACUUCUACUCCUGCACACGUAUGGCAUGUACAAGUGCUCCAUACAGCUACAAACCUUCCGACAAGGCACAGCCUAUUCGUGUAGUAGAUGCCAAAGUUGUUGACAGAACGCUACUCCUCAUCUGAGGCUGAGAUCAACUUAUGCAUGUCUGAAAUGCAAGACUUAAGCAUUUUGGGUUUCUCUGGGAGAAAGAAUUUUUCCUCGCCAAGCUGAGGCCUGCCACUGUGUGCACCCUCUGACUUCCCAGUGGACUGUUCUUCCCAGGUUUUUAAUGAUAGAAAUCUGGAUCACUAACUUUGUUAUGUCGCACAAUUAUUGGAGAUGGAUUGUUGAAGGUGUACAGAACUGCCAAGUUUUUAAAAAUGUUGCCAAAUGCUUUUGUUUGUAUUUCCUUUCACAUGCAUAGGGUAAAAGAUAUGCACAGCAAUGCUGAAUACAUUUCUCAGAUAUACAGGCAAAAGUGUUAGUUAUCCAAAAUAGUGACAUAUAAAAAUUUGUAUCUAGGAUUUUUUUGGCAAGCUCAAAAGUAUUUGUGUCUCCUAAAUUCUUUUUUUCUCUUCUUUAAUUUGAUAUACCAGGAUCUAAUUAUUGACUUUUUUAAACAGUAUUAUUAUGUUAACACACUCACAGACCCCUCCAAGUCUCAGGGCUUUCUCUGCAGGUUCCUGUGUUUGGGUUGCUGCCUUCUAGUGACACUUUGUGUCAUACUAUAGCAUCAGAAUUGAUUCUUUACAUCUCUUUCUAGUGUUAAAUCAAUGUUUUACUACAAAUAUUAAUGCAAGUUAGUUUUAUGUGAAACUCUAAACAUUAACUGUCUUUAAGAACAGCCAAGCUGUGAUUGACAUGCACCACACAAGGCUCUCGUUUCCUACUUCAUCUCUUUUUCCUCUUUAUGCCUUUUCCUGUGCUAGUGAACAGCCUCACAACAUUUGUGUCAGUAUUUGGGUAAAGGAAGCUGGACAUUUCUAUCACCACCAGGGAUUUAAUUACAGUAUUUACCAUCAGGGUUAACCUUGAUAACAUAUGCCAAUGAACUUUGGAGACCACAGCUUUCCGUGCAGCUCCAACUGCACAAACCUGUUUAAGGCAGCUAACACCCAAAAUGUACACGCUGUCAUGACAUACACGUUAUGGUGUUCUAGCUGAUCUCUACUGGUAAAGAAAAUUAUGCACUUAUGAGCUUGACAGAUGCAAGGUGCUGUCACAAAGGAUAUAAUUAAAAAGGGUCGUCCACUUGGGCCAGUGAUCAGCAGUAUCUUUUGUCACUUUCACUUAAAAGCUCAUUUUUCUGAUGCACCGUUUAUCUUUAAAGGCACUUGAACCCAAUGCAAUAAAAAUGAAUGCCUUUGGACUUCACUUCUAUUGGGUCUUUAACCUUAGGGUCCCCUGUGCCAUUAUGAACAUAUUAUAUACUAUACACAUUAUAUACAAAUUGCGUUUAUUAUUCAGUAGCAAAGACUUAAAGUGCUUGGAGAACGUGCACAUUUAACACUUAAUAGAAUGAUAAUUGUUUUCUAUGCCUUAAUUCCUUUUUUAACUGACCUACCAUUUUUGUUGAAUAAUUUAAAAGAAUUUAAGCCUAUAGGCAUCUUAAUGCAUUUUUUUUUUUUAUUUAUAGCAGUGACUGAUGAUAUUCACAUAUGCUAGUUUAUUAGUUCUGUGUUUUCUCGGCCAUUCUAUACAUGACCAGUGUUUGUUCAUUUGAAAGCAUGUUGCAAACUUCCCUUAUUCAUGCCAAAGUCGGUUUGAUAGUUUACUACUC
Molecule: messenger RNA, 3719 nt
Organism: Polypterus senegalus (gray bichir)
Lineage: Eukaryota; Metazoa; Chordata; Cladistia; Polypteriformes; Polypteridae
Gene: slc30a4
Product: solute carrier family 30 member 4
Exons: 7
Coding region: 755-2041 (428 amino acids)
Biological process (GO): response to zinc ion; zinc ion transmembrane transport
Cellular component (GO): plasma membrane
Molecular function (GO): zinc ion transmembrane transporter activity
Source: RefSeq, a predicted model, not a curated record